UAUAUGAGGUAAAAUAACCUCUCUACUUCUGCUCAAGAUUCCCCUGUUCAUGCAGCUGAGGAUCGCAUUAAUCCUUUUGGCCACAGUAUCUCACUGGAAGCUCAUGUUAUGGUGAUUAUCCACCAGGAUCCCCAGUUCUUUUUCAGAGUUGCUGCUUCUCAGGAUAGAAUCCCCCUCCUGUGUGUAUCUGCUAUCUUGUGCACCAAUGAGCCUGGAAUUCAAUCUGCUGGAAUAAGACAAUGGCCUCUACGUCCAGUUGAAAUAAAGGGAAUGUGUUCUCACUUGUGAUGAUUUGACAUUAUAAACCCUUCAUUAACCAUGAUGGCAACACAGACAUUAAGUAUAGACAACUAUCAAGAUGGACAACAAAUGCAAGUAGUAACCGAGUUAAAAACUGAACAAGACCCAAACUGCUCUGAAACUGAUGCAGAAGGAGUGAGUCCUGCCCCUGUAGAAUCUCAGACGCCAAUGGAUGCAGACAAGCAGGCCAUUUACAGGCACCCACUGUUUCCAUUGUUAGCACUAUUAUUUGAAAAAUGUGAACAAUCUACACAGGGCUCAGAAGGCACUACCUCUGCUAGUUUUGAUGUAGAUAUUGAAAAUUUUGUAAGGAAGCAGGAGAAGGAAGGAAAACCCUUUUUUUGUGAAGAUCCAGAAACUGAUAAUUUAAUGGUAAAGGCAAUCCAGGUUCUACGUAUUCAUCUGCUUGAGCUAGAAAAGGUUAAUGAACUCUGCAAGGAUUUCUGUAGUCGUUACAUUGCCUGUCUGAAAACUAAAAUGAACAGUGAAACUCUACUAAGUGGAGAACCUGGAAGUCCUUAUUCACCUGUACCAUCGCAGCAAAUUCAAAGUGCCAUUGCAGGCACACUGAGUCCCCAAGGGAUUAUGGUGCCUGCAUCAGCAUUGCAGCAGGGAAAUGUAACUAUGGCAACAGUAGCAGGGGGUACAGUGUAUCAGCCAGUCACUGUGGUCACUCCACAAGGUCAAGUAGUGACACAAGCACUGUCACCUGGGACAAUUAGGAUCCAGAAUUCACAGGAUAAUACUGCAAGAGAACUUCCACCACUACCGCUGCAGCUUCAGUUACAGUUAAACCAAGAUCUAAGUAUCUUGCAUCAAGAUGAUGGCUCGUCAAAAAAUAAGAGAGGGGUUCUUCCAAAGCACGCUACUAAUGUGAUGAGAUCUUGGCUCUUUCAGCACAUAGGGCAUCCAUAUCCAACAGAAGAUGAGAAAAAGCAAAUUGCUGCCCAGACAAAUCUGACACUACUGCAGGUUAACAAUUGGUUUAUCAAUGCUAGAAGACGAAUUCUUCAGCCAAUGCUGGAUUCUAGCUGUUCCGAAACUCCAAAAACAAAGAAAAAAACAGCUCAAAACAGACCAGUUCAGAGGUUCUGGCCUGAUUCCAUUGCAUCGGGAGUUGCUCAGCAGCAAUCUAAUGAACUUACAAUGUCAGAUGAGUGGAAGAGCCAGACUUGUUACAUGGGGCCUCCUGACUCUCCACGCUGUUCUCAUUCGUGCAGACCACCCUGCCUUACUGCCCAAGGAGCUGUUGUAACAAUUACAGCUCCGGUCAACAUGAAUGUAGACAGUCUCCAGUCUCUGUCAUCUGAUGGUGCUACUUUGGCUGUUCAGCAAGUUAUGAUGGCAGGACAAAGUGAGGAUGAAUCUGUGGAUAGUGGUGAAGACGAUGGAGCAGACCUCUCAACAACAAACAUCAGUGGGCUUGUUUUGGAUAACAGUGAUUCUCUGCAGUAGGAAGCAAGAGAAUGUGACAAAAUAUUUAGGAAAAUGAAUGGACUGACUGACUGUUUUUAUAGUUUGCACAGCAAACAUUUUACACAAGUUUUAUUUCUAAUAUGUUUUAUAUGUAGAUAUAGAAGGGUGCACUUUUUUGUAUUUCAUAGUAAGCUUAAAGAGUGUCUUUGCAGGUGCAGCAACUUCUUUCAAAUGUGUUUUUGAAUUUUGAAGAGAGGUUGAGUUUGUUUUUUUUUAAUUACAAAAAAUUGCAUCUAGUAAUAUAAUGAACCACAUAAAUACCCCUUUUGUUCUCUCAUUAGAUUGAAAGUGCUACAAUUUCUAAAGAAUUAUGCAGUUUCAAUUAGACCUGUUGUUAAAGACAGCUCUUGGUUGACUAACGAUGUAAAUUCAAAGCAUGUGGCACUUGAUCAUUAAGUUAGACACACAUUUGAAAGAUGCUUCUGCACCUUAAAAACUGCCAGUCUGAGGUGGGCAACAACACACACCCACAAAGAAAAUGGAGAUGUGUGAUUCAGUAGCGAAUGUAUGACAGUUUAAAUAAGUUUAAUUUCUCUCAUAGUCAGUGAGCUUGUUUAUCAUUUGCUAUAAAAACUCCUAUUUUUACCUUGGCGGGAUUAUUGGAUAAAAAAAAUAUUUUUAUAAAUUGAGUAGGAAUUGGAAUGACAACUGUAUUGAGCAUGAGAAAAAAAUUUCCAGAAGGGGAAAAUAAAUGUUUAGUAUUCCUAUUUGGAAGGUUCUGAAAAUUUGACCAAAUUUAAUAAACAUGCCUAAUGCUAGUGUUCCAUGGUUCUCUGCUAUCCCAUAGUGGUAUAGUAUAUUUGAUAAUAGCAUAAGAAGGGCCCACAGUUUGAUGGGAUUUUGAUAUUGUCAAACUUUGAUUUAUAUAUGUGUAAACUAAUGCUCAAAUUACAUUUAACUCUGUAUCUAAACUUGUAUCUGAAGAUAUUUGCUAAAUAGGUAUUCAGGUAAGUAAGUACAAUUAUCCACAAUUUCUAGUAAUCAACAGAGAAACUUAAUAGUUCAUGUUUUUUCAGUCUGAUUUUUAAAAAUGAAAAACUGACUGGCUAGUUUUUCCACCUCAGUUAUAUUAUUGAAUUUGAAAUUUGUUUCCACAUACAAAAAAUAUAAUUUAUGGAUUAUAUAAAGAAUCUUUUCAAAUACAAACAUCACUACCAGAAUUUACAACAGGCUUGUAAAAAAUCCUUGUGUGUCUUUUAACAAACUCAGAACUAGUGAUGAAAAUAGAUUUAUCUGUGAUAAUGGUUAAUUUCAGUUUAUCCGCAGAUCUUGAGUUGUGUAUUGUUAUUUCUGAACACCUGUUAUUGACCCUUCAUGCUGAAAAAGUUGGUCUUUCCCCAUUGUUAAGUGCAAAUAACAGUAGACUCAAGAAAUCUUGUAGCAGGACAGUGUGAAAAGGAGGGUGCUACCUUCAAAUCUUAAGCACUGAUUGAGCAAAGCACUUAGUUAUGUGCUUAACUAUAAGCACCUACUUAAAACCAUUCCUGUUCCACAAAAUAUCCAAGCAUGUGCUUAGAUCCCAUUGACUUCAGUGGGGUUAAACCAUAUACUUGAAAUUAAACACAUGCUUAGGUGCUUUGUUGAAUUGGGGCUUUAAAGUCUGCCUUACUGAGCAAUUUAUAGGCAGCAUGAACAGAGACCUUGACAGGAGAUGCUAAAAAAUUGUUACAUGUACAUAGAAGGCAAAUUUAUUUUUCAGAGGUUACCAUUAAAAAAAUCCUUGUUUUACUGGCAUUGGGCUACAUUCACCACUAGCAUAAGCAGCUGACUUCGCUACUGUAGCACCUACUUAUGCCUGUGAUGAAUUGGGCCUGUUGACUCAACUGCAGUAAUGAGGUAUUAUUAUGGUUAGAAUUAUUAAAGUAAAGUUUUUAAAGUAUUUGUUUUAAUCUAUCUUCUCUGUUUUUGCCUCUAGUACCCUUUCCAUAUGUACUGAGCAAUUUAAAGAAAAUACUAAGAGUGUAUAAUGAAAGAUUUAAUUAUGAAAACUGGUAUAAUGUAAUUGAUUUAAGGCAUACUGACAAGUCCAA
Molecule: messenger RNA, 3806 nt
Organism: Terrapene triunguis (Three-toed box turtle)
Lineage: Eukaryota; Metazoa; Chordata; Testudines; Emydidae
Product: homeobox protein PKNOX1
Exons: 14
Coding region: 319-1755 (478 amino acids)
Biological process (GO): angiogenesis; regulation of transcription by RNA polymerase II
Molecular function (GO): DNA-binding transcription factor activity, RNA polymerase II-specific; RNA polymerase II cis-regulatory region sequence-specific DNA binding
Source: RefSeq, a predicted model, not a curated record